This is a messenger RNA of Coniosporium apollinis CBS 100218, 729 nucleotides long. RefSeq lists its product as uncharacterized. Lineage: Eukaryota; Fungi; Ascomycota; Dothideomycetes. Gene Ontology annotation, molecular function: protein heterodimerization activity. The record is from RefSeq and is a predicted model, not a curated record. Bases 1 to 729 code for a protein of 242 amino acids. The transcript is spliced from 2 exons.
AUGUCCAACUCCUCCGCCUCCUCCCUCCACGAAUCCCUCCUCCGACCCGCGAUUCUCCAGAUCCUGCGCGCCGCCGGCUUCCAUGCGACCCGUCCCUCCGUUCUCGACACUCUCACCGACCUAGCAGCCCGACACCUCCUCCUGCUCGCCUCCAAGACCGCCGCCAACGCGUCCGUGAUUCAUAGUGACCUGAUCCCCUGCAUAACCGACGUGCGCCUGGCUCUACAGGACAGCGGCGUCAUCGUAGCGCCGCUCACCGCAGCAGAGGAGACUUGGCGGGAGAUGCUGCGCAAGCCGUUGGACCAGUACCCCGAGCGCAACGGGCUUCGGGCGAAGGAGAGGGCGAGACGGGACGCGGAGGACACGGCUGAUGUGAGGGAGUUCCUGGACUGGAUUACGGGAGAGAAGAAUAGGGAGAUUAGGAGGGCGGCGGGGAUGUUCAAUGAUGAGGUGCAGGGCGUGGAGCUGGAGGCGACGGGGCAGACGGAGGAUUAUUUGACGGCUCUCAAGAAGAAACACAGCAAAACCGGAGAAGAGUCACGAUAUCAGGGGACAGUGCUUGGGAAGCCAGCUGAGGAUAGACCGAUCAAGAUCGAGGGAGGACCAGCCGACAGCUUUCAGGAAUGGGUACGACAGACGCAAGAGCGGGCAGCUAAGCAGAGUAUAUCCGCUUACAGCAAUAGUCACGUGAGCGAGAUGGCUGAAGCCCGGACCGCGUCGGACGGCUGA